Molecule: messenger RNA, 2781 nt
Organism: Ostrea edulis (European flat oyster)
Lineage: Eukaryota; Metazoa; Mollusca; Bivalvia; Ostreida; Ostreidae
Product: E3 ubiquitin-protein ligase RING2-A-like
Exons: 4
Coding region: 829-1824 (331 amino acids)
Cellular component (GO): ubiquitin ligase complex; PcG protein complex
Molecular function (GO): ubiquitin protein ligase activity; chromatin binding
Source: RefSeq, a predicted model, not a curated record
CCUUUCUAUCUAUUUUUUUUUUUUUUAGCAGUAAGAUAUUCAUGCAAUGGACGGUCCGUUUUCUUUUACAGCAUAAAUGUUCCUUUGACAAUCCAAAAAUGUUUCUAACCUAACCUCAAUUUCUGUGAAAACGAGCACAGGGGGCUCGGUUAUCAGAUAUUGAAGUUUUGUAUUAAAAAAGGGGGGUGUAAAAAAAGUACUACUUUUUUUAAUGUACACAUGAUACACCUUUUUUAAAACGACUAAAACAAGCGGAUUUUGGUGGUGGAUUUUAUUUAUAUAAUUUAUUAUUCGGACACAAAUAAUGCAGAUCUUCAAUUUUUUUUAUUCGGGAACAAAUAUUUACAAAACUUCAAUAUCUGACAACCGAGCCCCUGUGGAUCGAAACGAGGGGUUAUAUUCGGAAGGGGGGUAGGAAAGACCAAAUAUACCCCCCUCCCCUCGUUUCCACAGAAAUUAGCGUGACGUGCAACUAGCCUUCCGACUAUGCGCCUGGGGCGCGUUUUACAAAAGAACUUACGACCAACUUUACAUACUGGAAUUUACCAGUUUAUUGUAAGAUCAUUCACCCAAAUGCGACAUUUUAAAACAAAAAUGUUGAAUAUUAAGCCUUAGAAAAGUUUUACUUAAUUCAUUCAAAGUAAUAACUAUGUAAUAGAAUUUAAGACUUGAGGCUUUGUUGUAAGUUGUUUUGUAAAACAUGCCCCUGGUCUUGGGAACCGCGCUCAUUCAUGAUGCUUCCUGCAGAUCUACCUUUCACUUCCGCGUUUCCAUAGAAUAGAGUUACAGGUUUGGAUUUACCAUAUCCACUUCCGGUAUAAUCAAUCGAUGAAAAUGGCGAACGAAGUGGUAAAUGCGCCGAAUAAAACAUGGGAAUUAAGUUUGUAUGAACUUCACAGGACUCCACAAGAAGCAAUAACAGACAAUACUGAAAUAGCAGUGUCACCAAGAAGUUUGCAUAGUGAAUUAAUGUGCCCAAUAUGCCUAGAUAUGUUAAAAAAUACUAUGACAACAAAGGAGUGCUUGCAUCGCUUUUGUCAGGACUGCAUAAUAACUGCGCUUCGCAGCGGCAACAAAGAAUGUCCUACAUGCCGUAAGAAACUUGUGUCUAAGAGGUCUCUCAGACCAGAUCCCAACUUUGAUGCUUUAAUAUCUAAGAUUUAUCCUAGCAGAGAUGAAUACGAAGCUCAUCAGGCCAGAGUUCUAGCGAAACUAAACAAACAGCACAGUACUACUGCACUGACCAGCAGCAUUGAAGAGGGGUUAAGAGUUCAAGCUUUGAGCAGGCCACAGAGGGUUCGGAAACAUGCCACAGAACCUGAUUUGUCUCGUCUUGAAACUGCAAGUAAUGCUUCCAGUGAAAACACACCUCUGAAGAGACCAAAGACAUUGUCUGAUGACUCCAGUGCAGAAAACUCUCUUGCAGAAGCAACAACAGAAUCAGCCCCUCCACCUGAGUUACCUCAGCCAGUGGGAGACAUAGAAUUGAUAUUCAGACCAUUACCCAUGGAACAUGAAUCCCCAGAUGAUUCACAAAUUCGUUACAUUAAAACAACAGCUAAUGCAACAGUGGACCAUUUAUCAAAGUACCUGGCAAUAAGACUCUCAUUAGAAUCCAAGAAAGUUGAUGCAGGUACAAGUUCAUCAGACGGAGAGAGUAAAUACACAAUUUACAUUGCAAGUAACCCGGGAAACUACACAGCUCUCAAUGGUGCUAUGACUUUGGAACAGGUCAAUGACAAGUAUUGGCGUAUUAACAAACCCCUGGAAAUGUUUUAUGCAGUGCAGAAAAAAGCAGACUCACCAAAGAAAUCAGAAAAAUAGCUGGGUUUUUUUUCUUUUCUUUCAAAUUGACAAAUAAACGUGGACUAUUUUCAAUCAUAUUUACCAUUACAUCUUCAUUUAUUUUUCUGUAUUGUGUACAGAUGUGUGUAGGGCAACACGUUCAUAAGAAAAUGUUGUCUUUUGUGUAACAGAAUUGUUUUUUAGUACAUAUUUUGCAUGAAGUUGGUUAAAUAUUAGUUAUAACCAGUCACGUUUUGUAGAUUUAGUGACAGAGGGCAUGCUUUAAAAUCUCGCUGUAUCAGCUUAUUGCUAUCUUGUGUGAAUGUACUCAGAAGUUCGUGAAUUCUAAUGUUAUGAAAACUUUUGUUACUUUUUAGUAUAAGUAAUGCAAGUUGCUUGUAUUCAGUAAUUUGAUGUCAUAGCAAGAUAUUUUUGAAGCAUUUUUAUUUUUGACUUUUAUUAUGUUGAAAUUUGAACAAUUUAUGAAUAAUAGUAUUGAAUUCCCGUUGAUGUGCACUUUAUACUUUAGAUGAAUUCUUCAUCUCUACUGGAAGUUCCAGGUAUUUUCUGUCGGAAACAAUUUCUUAAUUUGAACAUACAUGUAUUUUAUUGUUCUUGUUAUCUUGAAAUAUUUUCAAAACACUUUUGGUUUUUAUUCCAACAUUCUUUCUUCCAAAUUUUUCUGUUUUUUGUUGAGUGAAUGUCGGGGAAAAUGCAAUUGUCAAUGAAAUCUCCAAGCUGUACUUUGAACACUUGCUUGAGAGGUAUUUUAUCAAUUGAAGCUAUGCAUGAACAUUUGAUCAUGACCAACAAUUACAUCCAUCAUAUUUGUUACAUUUAUUUUUAAAAACUGCCAUCAAAUAUUGUAGUUCAUUUGUAUUACGUGCACAUUAUGUUUGCACAUGCAUAAUACAUUAUACAUAUUAUAUUGUUUAAAAGUAAUGGUAAUAAUGAGAUGAUGUAAAAAUUGUGUAAUAAAGCAACAAAGAAAUUUUA